AUGAGGCUCGCCGCACGGCGCCUGGCCGGGCUCUGGCCGUGGCUGUUCACGGCCGCCCUGCAGGUGGCGCUGGGCCACGCGGGCCUGGAGCUGGCGGUGACCCGCGCCCUCAUCAAGGUCACGCUGCUCAAGCAGGAGCCCACGGGCAAGCCCAUCACCCUGGAGGGUGUGUUCGCCGGAAGCAGCAGCGGAUACGCCGAGGGAAAACUCAUGCAGUCUCACCCACUGUCUCUGUGUAACACUAGCGAGGAUGAGCGGCAGGAAAGCUUCUUCAUCAGUAUCGUUAAGCUGGAGAGUCCUGAGAGCAAAGUGCCCCAGUGUCAGCCUCUUUUAAACAAGGCUCGGCUCGCUUUUCAGAGGGGGGCUCAGGCUGUCAUUUUCGACAUUAGUGAUGAUGCCGGUGCAGCUCAUGAGCUCUGGGAUUCCGGCUCCCUGCCAAGGCCGGUGGUGCUGGUUAAGGCAGCAGAUGCAGAGGAACUGAUGGGCCUGGUCAAUAAGAACGAGGAGGCCAUGGUCCAGAUCGACAUCAUGAUUGAUGCACCAAAAUGGCCUCACUAUGAAGUUGGCAUUCUUUUGACUGUCGUCUUGGUUGUGCUGGCCAUCAUUAUGAUCUUUGCUUUCCGCUCUCGCUGCAGAUCCAACAGAACCUGGGAUUCAGUGCACCAGCAAACAAUGCGGGCUAUCAGCAGGCUGGAGACACGUACAUACAGCUCUCACGGCUGCUCGGGAGGAUCACAACACCAACACAGUGGCCAGGGGUCCACCAGUAGCUCCAGCUCAGCUCCUAUCUGUGCCAUCUGCCUCGAGGAGUUCCUAGAUGGACAGGACCUGAGGAUCAUCUCAUGUGCACAUGAGUUUCAUAAGCAGUGCGUGGACCCGUGGUUGCUCCAACACAGGACCUGCCCUCUCUGCAUGCACAAUAUUAUGGGUGCAGAGCUGAUUGCCCGGCAGCCUCAGCAGGUUCGUGGUCACCCACUUCCAGAGCACAGUCAGGCUUUCCUUCACCCUCACCCACAGCAUUACCCAGCAUCCCACUCUUACCCCCAGCAUUCUAUUCCAUUCUCCCUCCGGCCCCAUUACCCCCGCACCCUCUCUGGACCUUACCCCCCAAUGGGACACUAUGCUGGGUCUGGUCCCCUUCACACCCGGUUAACAAGCGGCAGCUGCGGUUAUCAUCUGGCCCCAGAUGCUCACCGCUCUCAUCCUCGUCACAGCUGCCGCAACGUCGGACACCACUACACGACACCGAGGCGUUCGUGCCACCACUGCCUCAACACCCGACCACGGCACCUGAACUACCACCAGACCCAGCGGCACGCAGGCUCUCAGGGGCGCCAGGAUGACGCCAGCUGCUCAGGUGCCAGCUACGGCACCGAGCGCAGCGGGUACUACCCCGAUGGGCCAGGCAGCGACUCGAGCUCGGGUCCCUGCCACGGCUCAUCUAGUGACUCUGUGCUUAACUGCACGGACGUCAGCCUGCAGGGCGUCUACGGUAGCUGCUCCACUUUCCGCAGCUCGCUCAGCAGCGAGUACGACCCGUUCGUCUACCACAGUGCCAGUUCAGAGGGUCAGGCCGAGAGCGCCAGGCCCCGAUCGCUGGAUUCAGGAGUAAAUCAGACAAGUGUAGGACUCGGGUUUGAAGAACCACAACAGCAACAGGCUGUAUUUAGCCACGUGCACUACCACAGACACAGACACCACUAUUACGAGGAGGGCGAGCCUAGUCAAGGACCUGGGCGAGGCUCUGAUGAAGAGCAAGGGACUUCGGGAGUCACAAUGGACAAUUCACACAUGAGUAAGGACUCAAAUUUGUGCCAGGUGUCUCAUGCGACAUGCCACUGUCCCAAAACGGACCCUUUAGAAAGAACUGGACCUUCCGGUGGGGUGGAAGUACGGGACAUGUCCAAACUUUCUCCAACGUCUUCCCUGCCCGGGACUUCAGUGUUGAUCCCUUCACCAACUUGCUGUCACCCUGGGCACCACCCCAAAACCACCAGCUGUGGCCUAGAAACUUCGGCUGGACAUAUACCAACUGUGCACUUCCAUCAAAGGGUGGACCUGCAGGAUGACUGCAGCAUCCACAUCCACUAUGGACAAAGCGCCACAGGCUACUGCUGCCCCCCUCCUUUGGGCGCGGCAUCCACGUUGCUCCCGGUGCCUGUUAUCUUGGACUCAGGUGGGCUGACAGAGUGGCCGUGCUGUGGAGGGACAUGCAGGGGGUGGCAAAAGCAGAUACAGCAGGCUCACUCUGAGCCACAGCUAAUAGGGUCAGGCACUCCUUUGGACACGCCGCUGUGCAGGGGACACCACAGUGCCGGGCACGAGCUGCCCACGGAAAUCUGUCUCUACUGCCAAAGUGCACGCAAUAAUCAGGGAUCAGAGGAAGAGUCCGGCGUUUAAGAACUCUCUUCAUCCCCAAACCUCACGCUGCUACCCAAGAGCCGAAAUGGACAAACGUAUCGGCCUUCUUUUCUUUUCUCUCUCAGUCGUUCACAGUCUUCCAAAUAAUUCCACAACUCAAC
This is a messenger RNA of Trichomycterus rosablanca, 2522 nucleotides long. Its product is annotated as E3 ubiquitin-protein ligase RNF43. The record is from RefSeq and is a predicted model, not a curated record. NCBI's taxonomy places the organism in Eukaryota, Metazoa, Chordata, Actinopteri, Siluriformes, Trichomycteridae. Gene Ontology annotation, cellular component: plasma membrane. Gene Ontology annotation, molecular function: ubiquitin protein ligase activity; frizzled binding. The coding region runs from base 1 to 2400 and encodes 799 amino acids. The transcript is spliced from 9 exons. Gene Ontology annotation, biological process: Wnt receptor catabolic process; ubiquitin-dependent protein catabolic process.